UUCCUAAUGCCUCUCCAAAAGCUCUCAGCACUCAUCGAUGCCAUCUGCAAUUUUGUCAUUUGCAAUGACUCCUCCCUCCGUAGCCAGCCAAUCAUCUUCAAUCCCGACUUCUUUGUGGAGAAACUGCGCCAUGAAAAGCCGGAGGUGUUCACAGAGCUCGUGGUCAGCAAUAUCACUAGACUUAUUGACUUGCCUGGGGCAGAGCUGGCCCAGCUGAUGGGAGAGGAGGACCCAAAGCUGCCUGGGGGAAACAGCACAGCCUCUGGAUUUUUGCGUUCCCUGAUGUCUCUGAAACGCAAAGAGAAAGGAGUGGUGUUUGGCUCACCGCUGACAGAAGAAGGCAUUGCACAGGUUUCCCAGCUAAUUGAAUAUCUGCACAAAAAUCUACGAGCAGAAGGCUUGUUUCGGGUGCCAGGCAACAGCAUCAGACAACAGAUCCUAAAGGAUGCUCUGAACAGUGGUACAGAUAUUGACCUGGACUCCGGGGAGUUUCAUUCCAAUGAUGUGGCCACCCUGCUGAAGAUGUUCUUGGGCGAGUUACCAGAGCCCCUGCUGACACACAAGCACUUCCAUGCCCACCUCAAAAUUGCAGACUUGACGCUGUUUGAUGAGAAGGGGAAUAAGACUAGCACUCCGGAUAAAGAGCGCCAAAUCGAAGCCCUCCAGCUGCUGUUCUUGAUCCUUCCUGCGCCCAACCGCAGCCUGCUCAAACUGCUGCUGGAUUUGCUCUACCAGACGGCCAAGAAGCAGGACAAGAACAAGAUGUCUGCCCACAAUCUUGCCCUCAUGUUUGCACCCCACAUCCUAUGGCCCAGAAAUGUGACAGCGAAUGACCUGCAGGAGAAUAUCACAAAGCUAAACAAUGGAGUGACCUUCAUGAUCAAGCACUCGCAGAAACUCUUCAAGGCCCCAACUUACAUCCGGGAAUGUGCCAGGCUGCACUACCUCGGAUCCAGAGCCCACGCAUCAAAGGACGACCUGGAUCUGCUGACCUCUCCGAGCUCCAAGGAGCUGCAGCCUCUCAAGUCUCAGAAGCGAAGCCGCCUGGACCCUUGCCAUCAGGAGGAGACCCAGCAGCGCACAGAGGAGGCACUGAAGGAGCUCUUCCGCCAUGUCCACAAUAUGCCCGACUCUGCAAAGAAGAAGAAGCUCAUUCGGCAGUUUAAUAAGCAUCCUACAGCUCUCACUCCUGGCUCUGAUGUACCAACACCUCCAGCACAAAGACGCACCCGCUCGCGCUCCUUCAGCGGUCUCAUUAAGCGGAAGGUUUUGGGAACACCGGUUAUCAUGGAGAGGAAGAGCAGGGAUGUCACACCAGAACCAGAGGGAGCUAGCAAAGAGAACAUCCACCUGUUACAGAAAUGUGGCUCUCCAGCUCAUGUGUCCCAGGCAAAGCUGAAAUUUUUAGAGGGCCGGAAAGAGGACUCCUGUAGACGUGUGCGAGCCCGCCUGCUUUCCAAGGAGUAGUCAUCCCUGUGAAUUGCCUCUCACCAACGCAUGGGUGGGGAAUGCCCAGCCUCGCAAGCUGUGAAUAAUACAUGCUGCACUGAGAGAGGAGCGCUGCAGGCUCACAGCAGCCUUCAGCAUGCCAGUGCUCUUGAAAUGGGACCUUUGCAAGGACUGCAGGGACUUGUUUCUAUCUGUAUAUAAAUAUAUGUCAUUCCACUAUGGGGCAAACCACUAUCUAACCAAAACCCGUGCAGCAUGUCUGACCUGCUGGCUCUGGGAAGAGCUGGAGAGCUCACUUACAAGGAGAGCCCUGUGCAUUGUGGGGCCCUGUUCGUACUCCCAGCUUUUUCUGCAAUGUGCUAGGCUGUAUUUUGGCCCUUUCUGCUCUGAGCUUUUAACACGUUGGCUUGUUUUUGCUCCCUCUUCUCUGUUAGCAGUGAGAAUGAAGGACUCCAACCUUUGUGUGCGUUCUGGCAGCUAACCUUAUCUCCAGGCCUCCUUUGGAGCCAUGCCCCCUGUGCUUUCAGGGACCAGCUCUGUGCUUCCAAUGGGGUCAUUUUUACCUGCCAUCCCUGAAGCGCACAAAUGGUACACAGCAUGGGGUGGACCUGGGAGAAGAGGGUGCAAUCAUCCCAAAUGGGGCCUGGGGAAGGUAGCUUUCCCAAUAAACUCAUUGCCCUGUUUCAGCUUGAGCUGGAAGCAGCCCCUGCUCACCACCUCUACGUGCCGUGGUACAGCACUGCCACUGGCUCUGCCUGGGGAACAAGGAGCGUCUCUGCUUAGCGUUCCCCGAGGGAGGCUAAGCUGUUCCUUGGGGGGCAGGAGGCUGCCAAAGUCUGUCCUGGGGCAGGAGGAGAGACCAGCCUUUGGAAGCUGGGAUGUCUGGGGCAGGCAGAGUUAAUGUGCAGCACAAAAAACAGCAUGAGCAUCACGAGAGGUGAAGGAGGGCUCCAGCCAUUUGUGAUCUGCUGAAAAUGGUGCCAAAGGCUUUAGCUCAAGAUAUCUGGAUGGCCCUUCUGGCAAGUGGCUGAUUAGUUACUAAACUGGGGGAAAGGACCGGAGCUGGAUUCAGCUCUUUGCUGUGAGCUGCAGAAAUGGGAUGAAACCAUCUAGAUAUGGGAUAAACCCCGUUGCAGCUGGCCAGUGUCAGCUGCCUUGUUAAGCUGAAGUGCUCUAAUAAGCCAGUCUCACCCAGUGGCUGUCUGCAAGCGCUCUGGGACAGGAAACACAUGGGGUCACUACUGUGAAAUAAAGAUUUAAUCAGCUGAGGAACUGUCUAAACACUUCUCAGCCCUUCUCAGCGGAGCAAAUAAUCUCCAAAAUCCAAUUAUAAUUGUCUUCUAAUCUUUAAGAACCAGCAGCCGACAGGAGUUAGAGCUCUGUCCUUGACAGCUUUGAGACAACUGGUGGCGGGAGGUGUGAAUAUCAGGAUGUAAGCAGGGAGGUCGGUCCAACUGACCAGAGCUGUUGAAACAGGGCUUCAGAGCCCUGCACGGUUUAGCUGGAAUUCAUUGUUUUUGGUUACUGUGAUUUUUUUUUAAGAGCUACAAAGCUAUAUGCCUUGUGCAGCUCUUCCUGGUACUUUAUAUAGGGCACCUUUUCCCAGUCUGACCCUGAAAUGGAAGAGCUGCCUUGAAAAUGUAGGGGAUAGUGGAACUGUAGAUGUGGGAGCUGGUGCUGGGAGCCUCUGUCACAUCAAAGGGAGAGCACUCAUUCUGCAGGGACCGGGGGCAGGUGAGGAUGCUGUGAGGAAGAGCAGAGGCUGUUGCUGUGCUAGCAGCAUGUGCUUUCUAGAUGCACCUGUAACCGUUCCCUCCAGAAGCUGAAACUUCCUGUGUGCCCUUCUCCAAAAGGCAGGCUAUGUUUUAUUGAUCACACUUCUGCCUCUGCUUCUGCAGUCUCUGGGAGGCAGUCCCCUGCUAGCAGAGACGUGGGGAUCUUGGCUCUGCCUCUGAACAGAGAUGAGGCAAAGCUGAAGGUUUAAAGCUGAGUAGCAGUGCAGGGAGAACUAGGUCUUGUCCUGCUACCUCUGCUUUUGCCUGCAUUGAAAGUGAUGGCUGGGUGAAGCAUUUGUUUGCCCCCUUCCUUCCCACCCCAUCCCCCUAGCAUACUCACCUGUAUGUUGACUUGGCAAGGCUAUCCCGUUCCUAAGACUAAAUACACUGUUCCUUUACAGAUGAGAGAGAAGUAACUUUUCCUUCCAGUGGCUAAGCAACUGUGUCCUCCUUGGUGAUGGAUCUAGCUCAAGAGUAGUGUCUGAUUUCUGGCACAGCUGAGAUCUGCUUAGCUCUAAAGAAGAUCUGUGGGGCAUCAGCCUGGCGUUCUGCAUGUCUCAGAUGCCUUUCUUGCCAAAAGCAGGGUGGGUGCAGUCUCCAGGCAGGGCAGCCCAAGGAGGACUUCAGAACUGAAGGUCCUAGGGUCGGUACCCUGGGCUUUGACCAAAGGUGCUGUCCUCCUGGUGCCAAGGAUGGGGAGGCUAACAGGGACUUGGCUUCUUGGACCCCUGGCUGUCACAGCGCUUAUAUGCUCACUGUCUCAUAGGUGAGGGAGAUUGUAGUCAUGCCCAGAUAUGCCUCAUUGCUCUGCCCAGCGCAAUGCCUCAAAAGAAUGCUUCCUUCCAGAGCAGCAACUAACUGUUUCCAGAGUCCAGAGUUUCUGAAAUAUUUUUAAUCUUUGUCCUUAUUUAUAUGCUAUGUAUGUACUCUUUCAAACUACUGCCUUUCCAUAUGUUCAUGUGAAAUCCUCAUAUUAAAUGCUUUUAUUUUUAGUGGUUUUGCUCAGUGGCUUAAGCAGUUUCAUUGGGACAGUGAGGACUUGGCAGUGCAUCUGCCUUCAA
Messenger RNA from Struthio camelus australis, 4285 nucleotides. The record is from RefSeq and is a predicted model, not a curated record. NCBI's taxonomy places the organism in Eukaryota, Metazoa, Chordata, Aves, Struthioniformes, Struthionidae.